AAAGACAUGAUUCACAAAUAUGGCCCAAGGCCCCAAGACGUCACUAUGUUCCCGCCAGACCGCGAGCCAUGGCCCGCAUACACUGUCUGUAAGUCCCUUCUAUCAUCCUUUUUCCUUAUGUCUCCUUUCCUUCUGUCUGCCCUCUUCAUUCUGCACCUCCCGCACUCUGCUCGCCUCUCCCGCUUUCGAUCCCGAACGAGUUCUCCCCAGUCUGCGCUCUCCAGCCAUCUGCCAGCCCAAGCCCGCCCUCCCCUCGCCAAGCGUCGUGCCCUCCCUGUCUCCCAGACUCCCUAACUCGUCACCCCACCGCUUUCGCCCCUUCAGCCGGUCCCAUCUGCCAAAUCAAUUGCGAUCCAGCGCCCAUCCCACUUUCGUCCCCGCGCCGCCUUGCGCGACCGACCAUGCCAUGAUGCUCCGAGAUCCCAUCUUGGCAGGGGGCCAUCAGCUUGCGCCGGUGCACCGCCUUUGCGCGCGCGGCGCCUCCUAUGGCGAUGGGCGGUACGAUCUGCGCUCUGUCGGUGCGGAGACGACUUUGUGCGAUGGGAUGGCAUCGCGAGGACGAGGGCGGGAGGUCCGUAGAGGAUGACUCCCGGCGAAUGUGGGGAGUCCAGGAAGGACUUGGCGGGUAACGCGGGCCUGCUGUGGGCGCUGGUCGUGCGUUCUGCUAGUCGACUUUCUUCGCGAGCGUGCAUGAUG
Molecule: messenger RNA, 696 nt
Organism: Laetiporus sulphureus 93-53
Lineage: Eukaryota; Fungi; Basidiomycota; Agaricomycetes; Polyporales; Laetiporaceae
Exons: 2
Coding region: 118-294 (58 amino acids)
Source: RefSeq, a predicted model, not a curated record